GAUUUCUAACAUUAAAUAAUUCGAAAGGUAGAAAGAAGUUGGCAAUGAGAAAAUUAAUAAAACAAUACCUAAUGCCCAGGUUUGAACUAGAGUUAAUACCAGCAUGGGGACUUUCUAAUUUUUCGGAAAUGCACGGGUUUGAUCAUGAG
Messenger RNA from Dentiscutata heterogama, 149 nucleotides. The record is from the annotation of a GenBank genome assembly. NCBI's taxonomy places the organism in Eukaryota, Fungi, Glomeromycota, Glomeromycetes, Diversisporales, Gigasporaceae.